AUGGACUCAGAAACUGACACACAAACGUUACACUUCGAACACAACAUACCGCAAAUUCGACAGCGUUUUUCUUGGGACUGUGGUGUCGCCUGCGUGCUGAUGGUGUUAGGAGAAAAACAACGACAGUAUUUUUUGGACAAUUUUUCAAGAAUAUUACGAGAAGAAGGCAUAAGCCGGUGCACUUGGACUAUAGAUCUGUGUUAUUUGUUGAAACGAUUCGAUGUAACUCAUUGCAUAUACACUGUCAGAUGCGACGUGAAUCCCAGCUAUAAAAAGAUUCAUACACAGGUUUUAAAUCGAGUACGCAAGAAAUUUCAGGACUCCGUAAAAAAUGGCCUGAGACUGAAACAAAAAGUGCUAUCAAUGCAACAAAUAGCACAACACGUCAUCAAUUUUGGUCCAGCGAUUUUGCUAGUUGACAUUGGUUUGCUCACGUGUAACGUCUGCAAAAGUCACACGCUCUCCUCUGAAUUAAGGCUAAUAUUCGGAGGCUCGUACAGAGGGCACUACAUCUGCGUGACGGGCGUGUCGGGUAACAAGGCGUUGUACCGCGACCCCGCGCGCGCGCACUCGCUCUGCUGCGUUGCCCUGCAUCGCCUGCAACUGGCGCGGACGCCGCUCACCGACUAUGAUGUUAUACUCGUGAAUUGCACAUGAGGAAAUGUGUUAUUUGUUGUCCCACAAAAUUUAAAAUUGUAUGUAGUUUUAUGUACAGAAGUGAAAAUAAUCUUUCUCCAGCAGGACACAUUGAAUUUUUUAUAUAUGUCUUUCGAGCGAUAUGUUUUGUGAAACAUAUCGUCUUUCUGUCCAUCCU
Molecule: messenger RNA, 814 nt
Organism: Zerene cesonia (dogface butterfly)
Lineage: Eukaryota; Metazoa; Arthropoda; Insecta; Lepidoptera; Pieridae
Product: protein GUCD1
Exons: 5
Coding region: 1-657 (218 amino acids)
Source: RefSeq, a predicted model, not a curated record